AUGGCACCUGAUGUAGCUGGCAACAAUGGUACAGGCGUGGAGAGACUAUUGGAGUACUACCGCCUUCUGGCAUUUUACUUGCCAGACUGUGAAACCCGAAUAGUACGAAUGGAGAUCGUUGAAGACAUGGUAUUUGUGACCACAACCGUACAGAUUACUAUCACCGCCAAUGCACUCCAACGAGCAUUUCCGCACAUGGAACCUGGUGCCGAGCAAAAUGAGUGGCCGUUAGUUGCCAAGAAGUUGCUCGGAAAGCAAAUUGUAAUGCGCGGGUCGACACGUUUCAUGUGGGAUAGCACCACCCAACAUGUCACGCUUCUGCAGUCAUCGGCGGACCUACUGAGCUCGAUUUUACGACUGUUGGGUGAUAUCCGAUCUGUCUGCAAUGCUUUCGGCGAGGCACGUAUUACACCAGACUGCACGUUGACUCGUCCGCUUACGUGGUGAGGAAGCGAUUGCUAUAGGUACCUGUAUUACAUGUCCUGUAGCAGAGUGAUGUCAGAUCAUUUUGGGUAGCAGACAUGGACGCUAUUGGGAGUUGGCAAGGUGAUGGAAGGCAUUUGCCGCCAAGUUUAUUAACUGUUGGAUUCAACCUCUAGUGUGGACUUUGCAACUAAACUAUUCAAUCUCUCUCCACACGAAGCUUGCAAGACAGACUCCCUCCGGCUACUCGCCUGGAUCUGGGAUUCCAGUUGCGUCUCCCCAGCCGACAGGACUCCUGGAUGGAAGCUCCCCAAUUAUCUUCGCUCAGAUACUCCCUAAUACCGCUCCGAAUUCGUGCUUGAAUUGGAUGUAGCCGCUGAGCGCAAUGACCUC
Phytophthora nicotianae INRA-310 is the source of this 816-nucleotide messenger RNA. RefSeq lists its product as hypothetical. NCBI's taxonomy places the organism in Eukaryota, Oomycota, Peronosporomycetes, Peronosporales, Peronosporaceae. The coding region runs from base 1 to 447 and encodes 148 amino acids. The transcript has a single exon. The record is from RefSeq and is a predicted model, not a curated record.